Arachis ipaensis is the source of this 2608-nucleotide messenger RNA. Its product is annotated as transcription factor TGA1. Lineage: Eukaryota; Viridiplantae; Streptophyta; Magnoliopsida; Fabales; Fabaceae. Gene Ontology annotation, molecular function: sequence-specific DNA binding; DNA-binding transcription factor activity. Gene Ontology annotation, biological process: DNA-templated transcription; regulation of DNA-templated transcription. The record is from RefSeq and is a predicted model, not a curated record.
UUUUUUGGUUGCAUAUAUAUCAAUAUUUAAGCGGGAAAAUAAAAAAGCUUCCAAUUCCAUUUCUCAAAGUAGCUUUCUAAGGUUCGUUUUUCUGUUUUUGUUUUUCAGAGUAUAGUUUUUAUUCUUCCCUUUUCGGCUUUUCCUUUUUUUUUCUUUCUAAUUUGAAAGAUUUAACUGCCGAGGAAAACGAGGAAGAAAAUAACAUAGUAAGAGGUAAUAAACACACCAAGGUGUUUUUUUAUUGCUUGUGUGAUGAUGAUGAUCAUCAUCAGUUUCCAGGGUAUUCUUACAUGGUUUUGAUGAUUUUGUUUUUUUGUUGAAAAAGUGAUUUUGGUUUUGGUUUCCCGAAACGUGCAUACCCAAACUAGUACGAUUUUGGUUGUUACCUUAUCUGGUUGAAAACAAACUAGUACAGUAUCCUAGUUCCUAGAUUCUGUUGCGUAACACGUUUGUACCUUUGUCUGCUGCUGAGGUAGAGGGACAAACUCAAAAGCCUUGGUUAAUAUACAAAUCUCUACUUUUAAUUUGUACUUAGUUGCUGUAAUAAUCUGAGUUUUCCUGGAAUCAAAAGCUUAUUUAAGUUUAACAAAGAAAUAUGAAAUUCUUUUCAUUUAUCAAUUUCCUUCAUGAUCCAUUUUUCUCCCUUUGAUUCUUGGACCUUGAUUAAUCUUUUGUUUUUCAUUUGUUAAUACUUGAUUAAGAAGAUUAAAUUCUGGAGAGUAUGCAACUUUAACAGUGUAACAUAAAACUGUAAUGUUCUCUUCUUUUCCCCCCUUGCCAAACACAAAAUUGAUCACAUUUCAGUGAAAUUCCGGUUACUUAUACAGUGUUUUGGACUUUUGCUUACUUAUGAUGUUAUCAAGAAAUGCUUCUUUAAUGCAUUUUCUAUCUUGAAAAAAAAAAACAGUGGAUCUGUACGCUCAUAUGUGUUUGGAGCUGAUUAAGUCAACUGCACUGGUCAUUCUCAAUCCAUAGAGCAUGAAUUCUCCAACUUCACACUUUGUUCCCCCAAGAAGGAUGGGAGUAUAUGAUCCAAUCCACCAGAUUAGUAUGUGGGAAGAGAAUUUCAGAAGUAAUGUUAGUUUAAGUGCAUCAACGCUCUUAAUUGAUGAUGCGGAGAUUAAGUUUGACAAUCAGUCAGAAUAUGCUUCUCAUGGAAUACCAGGAACAUCUAAACAAUAUGACCAAGAAGCUAACAGACUUGCUGAUAAGAUACAGAGACGCCUUGCACAAAAUCGAGAGGCUGCUCGUAAGAGUCGUUUGCGCAAAAAGGCCUAUGUACAGCAACUAGAAUCAUGUCGCGUGAAGCUAAUGCAGUUAGAGCAAGAGGUUGAUCAUGCAAAACAACAGGGAUUACAUAUUGGUGGUACUGGAUUGGGUUCUAAUAGUUUGGGUUUUGCUGCCUCUUUAAAUUCAGGAAUAGCAAACUUCGAGAUGGAGUAUGGACGUUGGCUAGAAGAGCGGAAUAGACAUACCUUGGCACUUAGAAAUGCUUUAAGUUCUCAUAUGGGUGACGUAGAACUCGGAGAACUUGUAGAUGGCACAAUGAACCACUAUUUUAAACUCUUUGGCAUGAAAUCUGCUGCUGCAAAAGCUGAUGCUUUCUACGUUAUGUCCGGCAUGUGGAAAUCAUCAGCCGAACGAUUUUUCUUCUGGAUUGGAGGCUUUCGCCCCUCAGAAAUUCUAAAGAUUCUGGUACCUAGGAUUGAAACCAUGACAGAGCAACAAAGGUCAGACAUAAGCAACCUUGGAAAAUCUUGUCAGCAAGCAGAAGAUGCCCUUUCACAAGGCAUGGACAAACUUCAACAAAUGGUUUCAGAAUCUGUAGCAGCAGGACAACUUGAAGAACAAACUAACACUCCAAACAUGUCUACUGCAAUGGAGAGAUUGGCAGCUCUAGUGAGCUUUGUGAACCAAGCUGAUCAUCUGCGACAGGAAACAUUGCUGCAAAUGUCUCGAAUACUUACAAAACGGCAGGCUGCGAGGUGGCUUCUUGCCUUGGGGGAAUAUUUUCAACGCCUGCAAGCUUUGAGCUCUUUCUGGGCUAAUCGUCCUUCCAAACCUGCUGAGUGCUUAAUACCUUAGCCUUCAAAAAAUACUGAGGCAACCUGUAACCAAGAUUUCACUAAAAUCAGCAACACAAUUGUUUUUCUUACUCAUUGUUUUUCAUACACCGAGCUGAUUCACUCUCACCUACUAUUGAAUGUGUUGUCAAACCCAGUUGAUUUGCGCCUUAUAACUCAUUCAAUGUUAGAUGGGAUUGAGCCAGCUUACUGGCUUGAGAAAUGGAGAAUACAUAUAACACACACCAGAGCCAUGACUCAUGGAUUUGUGCCUAGGUUGCUCCUAUUUUUCUGUUAGUCUUCUGUUACUUGGUUUGUAAAUGCAGAUGCCCAUUUUACGAAAAGAAGUUUGUAACUAUUCUAUAUGGGAGUUGGUCAUGUAAGAAAGAAUGUGUAAAGUUGUGUCCUUCUAAACAAGAAGCUUGUUUUGAACAUGAUACAGAUUAGGUUAGGUAUCAUUUUAGAUUUUUGGGCAUUCAGGGAUUGAACGUGUAAAUAUAGCUGAGGUAAGAUAACAGAGGGUAUGAUAUUCUCUCGAUUAAUCA